AUGCCAUUGAAUACGCACAAAUUUGUCAUAAGAGCGGAUCGUACCCCAACAGGUGAACAAGUGCGAAGAUUCAAUGCACCCAUCGUUGAUGAUGUUGCUGCAAUUAUUGUUAACGAUCCAACUACAUCACGAGACAUUGUCGUUCAGCGAAGAAGCAAUAUCAUGCAUCGUGUAAACGAGACACAUCGUUUGCACGAUGCGUUACAAUAUCCCAUCAUUUAUUGGCAAGGGCAAGAGGUAUACGACAUCACGUUGAAGAUGGUCGAUCCAGUUACAGGCGUAUCAACGAACCAAAAUCUAAGCGCAAUGAAUUACUAUGCGUAUCGUAUGAUGAUUCGUACACAUGAGGAGAAUGUCAUUCUGAAGUGCCGUAUGUCAGGGUCGAGACCGAUCGUUUAG
Messenger RNA from Anastrepha obliqua, 399 nucleotides. RefSeq lists its product as uncharacterized. The coding region runs from base 1 to 399 and encodes 132 amino acids. NCBI's taxonomy places the organism in Eukaryota, Metazoa, Arthropoda, Insecta, Diptera, Tephritidae. The record is from RefSeq and is a predicted model, not a curated record. The transcript is spliced from 2 exons.